Clonostachys rhizophaga is the source of this 1506-nucleotide messenger RNA. NCBI's taxonomy places the organism in Eukaryota, Fungi, Ascomycota, Sordariomycetes, Hypocreales, Bionectriaceae. The record is from the annotation of a GenBank genome assembly.
AUGGGAGGAGAGAAGAAGACACGGUCGGUGGCGGUCAUAGGCGCCGGGGCAUCAGGCACUAUCACGGCUGCGGCGCUUCAAGCUGAGAACUACUUCACACGCAUCCGUGUAUUUGAAAGAAGAGAAUCUUCCGGCGGCACAUGGAUUUACGAUGAGAGCACAAAGCCACAUCUACCGGUGAAGCCAGGGGAUCUACCUGCCCAGAGUGAUCCCCCACUACAGAUUCCCUCGGUCUUACCAGCUACAACGGCCCCAAACCACCAAAACAGAUAUCUAGAGACUCCUAUUUAUGCGGGAUUGACAACCAACGUUCCGGCUAUAGCCAUGUCAUUUUCCGACGCGCCUUUCGCUUAUGGACCAUUCGUACCACAUUAUGUUCCUCAGCAAUAUCUAUCCAAUUAUUUCUCGACUCACAAGUUGGAUUCCCUUCUCGAACUGAAUACCACACUCGAGGACCUAACAGAAGUCAAGUCAGAGUCUAGAGAGAAGGACAAUGGGUGGAAAUUGACCCUCCGGAAGCGUGACUUGGUCCAGAAUGUGGACAUUUGGCGGGAGGAAUAUUUUGAUGCUGUGGUAUUGGCAAAUGGCCACUAUACAGUACCAUAUGUUCCUCACGUCAAGGGCCUGGAUGAGUACAUCAAGAAAUUCCCUGGCCGUGUGAUUCAUUCCAAGUCAUAUCGCGUGCCCCAUAUUUGGAAGGGGAAGAAAGCAGUUGUCAUCGGCAACUCGGCCUCAGGAAAAGACGUCUCGACUGAGUUGGUGAAAUGGGUAAGCCUCCCGCUCUACCAGUCCAGGAGGUCUAAAUCUAGAUGGGACGGCGAAGAGCCACCCCCAGGGAUUGAGUGGAAACCAAUCAUCAGCGAGUAUCUAUCGGAUGGGGGCAUUGUCUUCAGUGAUGGCACUAUCCUUCGGGACAUCGAUGUGGUCGUCUACGCCACAGGAUAUAAACCCUCUUUUCCGUUUUGGAAUCUAGAGAAGAAUGGCCGCCCGCUUUAUGAUUACGAGCAGGGCAAGCUCAUCAACAGCUACUGGCACACUUGGUUCCAUCAUUUCCCCACGCUGGCAAUUGUCGGCCUCCCUCGAGUUCUCACCUUCCGCAGCAUGGAGUAUCAGGCGAUUGCUAUUGCGCGACUUCUAUCCGGCAGACAAUGGAAGUCUCUUCCUCCCAUCAAGGAGCAGACAAGGUGGGAAGUGGAAAGACUUGAGAAAUCUAAAGCGAAAGGGACCAAAUUCCAUGACAUUGUGUGGGAUGAGGGGGAGACCCAAGAAUAUCUUGGUCUCUUCUUCCGUAUUGCUGGCCUGGGUACACUUCUUGGAGAGGGGCGAGUGCCCCCAGUUCUCAGUAAGGAGACCAUCUGGGCUAUUGAGAAUAUUAGGAAAUACCCAGAGCCAGGUAAGGACCAGAGCACAAGGGAAGGAUUCGCUCGUGGCGAGGAUGUACAAUCUGAAGAACGAGGCUGGGUUGUCGCCCACCGCCCAAACAAGGGUGCCUUAUGGUUCAUUUAG